Molecule: messenger RNA, 1825 nt
Organism: Lactuca sativa (garden lettuce)
Lineage: Eukaryota; Viridiplantae; Streptophyta; Magnoliopsida; Asterales; Asteraceae
Product: UPF0481 protein At3g47200
Source: RefSeq, a predicted model, not a curated record
GUUUCGUUUUAUUAUUAUUCCUUAAUUAAAGGAAAAAGCAACAUGCGUUCCUCGUCUUUGCCAUCAAAGUAUUUAUUUAAUAGUACUUCACCUUAAAAGAUGUCUGUCAUGAUUCCUAUCUUCUUAAGGUAAACAAAGUUAAAGUUGUUAUAUGCAUGUAUAUACCAAGACAAGACCAUCGACACUUUCUUACAAUCCCAUAAUUAACGACUAAUACUAAACUACCACAUCCAAAAAAUGGCCACGCACGACGAUAUUAAUGCAAGCAGCAUCGAGAAUGAAGAUGAGGCAUGGGUUAUCAACUCGAUUGAAGAAGCCCCCCCACCACCUUUGUCAUCUGCACGAAUCCCUAGAGUUCCGAAGAUAUUGGUGUGCGAGACGAGCGAUAUCUAUGAGAAAUACUAUGUUCCGAAGGUGGUUUCCAUUGGUCCAUACCAUCACAAGAACCAGAAGCUCGAGUUAGCCGAGAAACUCAAGCCUGUUUUCACGAAGGAGCUCCUCUCCAAGUACACGGUGGGCCUUAGUACGUUGUACAAAAAGCUUGGGACAGCGAGCAUGGUGCAAGAGUUACGGAGUUUCUAUGAAGAGAAAUCAACAGACCAUCUCUCCAGUAAGGAAUUUACUAUGAUGAUGUUGCUCGAUGGAUGUUUUAUUUUGUAUUAUAUUCUAUUUAUCUACGGAGAGAAACCUGGAAGUUGUAAAGAGUUGAGAAGCCAUCAGAUUGUGUUUAUCCAACAAGACUUGUUCUUGCUGGAAAACCAAAUUCCCUUCAAAGUUAUAAACGAGCUGACGGAUUUGAUAAACCUGACUGAAAGGCGUGACAAGAUGAGAUCGUUCUUCACUAACAACAUUUUGGUACCAGGGAGGCAGAAAAGAGGGUGGUUCGGUUUCCGAAGCGGUUCAACCCAAAAUGAUCAAAAUUUCGGUUCGAAAUUGGUAGCAGAUCAUCACCAUCUGCUCCAUCGUCUGCAUUCUAGCCUUACACGAACAAGGGAAGACGAUGCUCAAAAGGAUGAAAUAAGCAACAGAUGUACUUUUCGUAAUGUUAAUGAGCUUGCAGAUGUUGGGAUCCAAUUUAAGCCGAGUAGCUUUAUGUCUUUGGCUCAUGUGGAAUUUGUUGGACGGUGGUGGUGGUUUUCAGCAAAUGUAAGACUACCUCCGAUAACCGUGGACGAUUCCACCAAGCCCAUGUUAUUAAACUUAAUAGCCUAUGAAAUGUGCGCAGAAGACGCACAUGAUGCAUGGGUUACCUCCUACAUAUGCCUCCUUGAUUCUCUCAUUGAUCAUCCUGAGGACGUUAAGGCUCUUCGGAAAGCUGGGGUCCUUGAUAACUCCCUUGGGAGUGACAAAGAAGUUGCGACGAUGUUCAAUGAAAUAGGGACGGAUUUGGUGCCAAACAAUUUAGCAUAUUCGAAGGCCAAGUACGAAAUCCAAAAACAUUACGACAGCUUGAGGAACACAAGGUUUUCCCAACUCAAGCACGAGUACAUCAAGAGCCCGUGGUCAUUUCUAGCGCUUGUAGGAGCUGUGUUGGCUCUAUUUCUUAGCGGUGUUCAAACUUACUUCACUGUCUGGGGUCCCCCUGGCGAAUGUGACGAUCUUUGCAAGUUUUUGAAGCUGAAUCAUCACUUAUGAGAUCCAAUAAUAUAUAAUUGAUGGUUCUUCUUACUACAUUUCCUGUGUGUAUCUGUUUUGGUGUGUUUUUGAAAGAGUGAUUGCGUAUGUAUUGUGUGUUUCCCCACUUGUAUUCAACACCAAUAACUCUCCCACGAGGUUUGAGACUUUAUUUUUGAAAUAAAUCCGCUUGUGAAUUUUUUGUUUGAUA